Molecule: messenger RNA, 437 nt
Organism: Heterotrigona itama
Lineage: Eukaryota; Metazoa; Arthropoda; Insecta; Hymenoptera; Apidae
Source: the annotation of a GenBank genome assembly
AUGCUGAAGGAUUUGGAAGAUGGGCCACCAUUUUUGUGUCCAAAGUGCGGUCGUACUUAUUCCCACAAGUGCAACUUAACCAGGCAUUUACGGCUAGAAUGCGGCGUUGGGCCAAGAUUUCAAUGUGCCUGGUGUAAGAAGCGGUUCAAGCAUCGACAUCACUUGCGGGACCAUCAGAGGAUCCAUCUUUAUUCAAAUUGCACGUUUGAAUUACGAAAUUAGAAUACUCCCUUCCCUCCGUUCUCUUUCUAUCUAUAUACUUCAUUAUUUUUAUAUAUUUCGCGCAAUAAUUUGAAUAUUCAAUUAUUUAUUUAUUUAUUUAUUUAUUUAUUUAUUUAUUGUUUGUAUCGUUCGUUAAAUUGUUUAUUUGUUUGUUUCAUUUAUUAACUAGUCAAAUGGAGAUACAUCGUUGUAAUAUUUCUAUUCUCACAAUUUAA